Molecule: messenger RNA, 2005 nt
Organism: Priapulus caudatus
Lineage: Eukaryota; Metazoa; Priapulida; Priapulimorpha; Priapulimorphida; Priapulidae
Product: ascorbate transporter, chloroplastic-like
Exons: 9
Coding region: 182-1405 (407 amino acids)
Biological process (GO): monoatomic anion transport; transmembrane transport
Molecular function (GO): transmembrane transporter activity
Source: RefSeq, a predicted model, not a curated record
CGGCGUCCUUUGCCACGUAAACAAACUUGUUUCAUGCAGAGAAUAUCACCGUAUUGAACUUCUAUUUUAGCUUGGCGGAAGCUAUGUGUGGAAUACAGAUGAAAUAACGAAGUUGUGCUGAUUCUUAGCUGCAGUGGACCCAUUGUCGCGCACAUCGAGACCAACGUGGAACGGCAACAGCAUGUCUGCUCCGCCGUCUGUGACGCGCACGAUCGCGCUCUGCUCCAUUGCUAACCUCAUCAAUGCUGCCGAUCGCAUCAUCAUGCCCAUAGCCAUCGUACCGAUGACGGACGAAUUCAAGUGGAACUUACACUGGCAGGGCUGGAUACUCAGUUCAUUUGCGUUCGGCUACAUAUCUAGUCAGAUUCUUGGCAGUGGGGCAGCGCGAAAGUAUGGAGGCAAGCGGGUACUGACGUGUGCUGUAUUUCUCUGGUCCCUGUCCACACUUCUAACACCUGUGGUAGCACCAUCAUUAGUCCUGCUGAUUCUCUCACGGACACUGCUGGGAUUUGGAGAAGGGUUAGGUCUACCAACUGUUUAUCACAUAUUUGCCAACAAUGUGCCGAUUGAGGAGCGAUCAAAAGCAUUUUCCUACCUGGUAUCCUUCGGUACUAUCGGGCAAACUAUCGCUUCAUUGGUCUGCCCACACUUUCCAUGGCCGUGGAUGUUCUAUGUGUUUGGUAUCAUGGGAAUGCUUUGGGUGAUACUGUGGCUCAUCUUCUACAAGGAAACAACUGAACCUUUAGUGCUUUCCAUGGAGGAAGAAACUGGCUUCUUUCCUAAAGUGAGCAUGACGGGAGUGCAGUGGGUUGCGUUCUUCAAAAGCUGGCCGCUCUGGUCCAUCUACAUUGCUCACUUUGCGAUGAACUGGUCAAACUACGUCAUCAUGCACUGGUUGCCGACGUAUCUCUCCAGAAACCUCGGAGCGAGCAACGAGAGCAUGAGCCUCACAGCUGUGCCUUACAUAGCCAACGUUCUCGUUGGCAUCGCGGCUGGCCACUGUGCGGACUUCCUGAUUCGUCACCGCUCGACCGUGCUCUCCGUGCGACGUCUCAUGACUGCCGUGGGUCUCGUCGGACCUGGAGUCUUCAUACUGUUCUUCAGCGGGGUUCAGCACCUGCCUCUAGCCGUCAUCCUGAUAUCAAUCUCAAUGGGACUAUGUGCGACGAAUUCAGCUGGUCACCUGAGCAACCAUUCUGAAGUUGCUCCCCAUCAUUCCGGAGUGACGUUCGCCAUUUCUAACACUCUGGCAACCAUACCAGGCAUAGUGUGCGGACCACUGACGGCAGAGCUGGUGACUCAGUCGCACGGACGCUGGUACCCUGUGUUCAUCAUCGCAGCACUUAUCAACUUUGUUGGUGCCAUAAUCUACUGUAGUCACAGCUCCGCUGCCCCCGUCUUGUAGCGGGGGUUACCAUGGCAAUGACACGUACAGUUUCUCUGGCUCCAUCUUGUAGCGGGGUAACCACGGCGACAACACACUUCUGCUGGCCGCGUCUUGUUGUGGGAUCGUCACGGCAAUGACGCAGUUCCGCUUGUUGCAAGGUCGCCAUGACAACGGGAGUUCCACUUCCCCGCUUUAGUGCGGGGUCGCCACAGCAACGACGCAGUUCUACUGCCCCAUUCUGUUGUGGGGUCCCCAUGGCAACAAUAUUCGAUUGAAUUUGUGUGCAGAGACACUACGCAUAUGCUGACAUCUACACCCGAAAUGUGGCUUACCUGGAAAAAUGUUGUGAGCCAAUCAAAAAUGAGUUUGGAGAGGGACUUGAUGUUAACAGUCGUGAGCGUGAACUUGAUGAGAAACACCGGUGGAGAGUCGAGCAAUGGAACUAUAUCCAACUCGUGUGUGGAGCACGAAUAGCACGGAUUUUUGUGUGUAGUAAAAUGUUGGAUUGACAUGAAGCAUAUCUUCAACAAUGCUGUGGAGUCUGAGUGUAUUAUAGAAGUGCAUGGUGUUGUAUAUAGCACUAUACAUGUGAUGCCAUAUAUAUAUAUAUAUAUAGAU